This is a messenger RNA of Durusdinium trenchii, 843 nucleotides long. The record is from the annotation of a GenBank genome assembly. NCBI's taxonomy places the organism in Eukaryota, Dinophyceae, Suessiales, Symbiodiniaceae.
GCCCACUUCGCUCAGGAGGAGGACCUGGAAGACGGUGUGUGUUUGAGCCGGAAGAUGUUUUAUCCCGACAGCAGCAGUGUGAACUCUCAACGUGCAGACCGUGUGAUUCUCCGGAACUUGUGUGUGAUCAUGCCGACCGAGUGCAAGGCCGAUCUCAUCAACAAGCUUCAGGAAUACGGCGAGUCAGUUUCCUCGAGCAUGACAGUGCUCCAGCUGAAAGCUCGCCUGGCAGAACUGAAGGAGUCCGACAAGGAGUCCGACCGCCAGGUCCUGAAGAGCAAGAUCCAGGCCCUGAACAAGGCUGCAAAGAAGAAGGCACACAUCAUGGAGAUGGCAGAGAAGGAGGGCAUUCCUGUGGGACCUCACAUGACGAUUGCUCAGAUGUACAGCCGAUUGGAGGAGAAAAUGACUAUGGAGACACCACCAACUCCGUGGGAUGUGGCCAACUUUGGCAAACAUGCCGAAUGCCAGUACAAGGACAUCCUGCAGACACAUCGCUCCUACGGCAGCUGGGUGAUCGACACAGCAGCAGAGAAUCCGGGCAGUCAUUGGCGACUUCGUCGCCUGGCAGAAUGGCUCAAGGAGAACUGGGACAGGCCUUUGACUCAAGGCCCAACAAUCCGCUCCUUGACAACUCCGACAGCUCGUGGACGGAGUUCGGGCUACCAGCCGCCAGCUCGCGAGCGAGACAGCGACCACACGGACAGCUCAUUUGUCAAGGUGAAUCAGUCCGAUUCAGACCAAGAUGUGGAUCGCCUGAAGGCAGAACUGGAGCAGCUGAAGUCAGAGAAUGCCAUGCUCUCCAAGCAGAUGGAGAGGAGCAAGCCCCGCAAGGAGAUGUGA